AUGGCAAUUACCGACCCCUUCAAAGAACAGAUCUACCAGCCAGUCUAUAGCGACGAUUCGGAUCCUGAAUCUCCCAGUAGCUCGGGGUUUGUUGGGUCUCAAUCGCACCCAAAGUCCUAUAUUCGCCUUGUUUCGCCGUGGAUAGCUUCUACCAUAACAUUUGCCGUGAUUUCGGGAUAUCUCCUAUUCCAACAACACGUCAAUGGUAGGCUCGCUUGUGUGGCUUCAUCGCCAGCCUUCCAAACCGAUGUCAAAGACUCUCAUCCCUAUAUUUCAUACGAAGAGCGUGUAUACACUGGAAGAUUCUGGUACAAUGAGACGAUAGGUCAAAUUUACCGUGACAUUGACCCUUCCGAGCCUCAAUAUUUCGGACUUCCCAGUCCUGAAAUGGAUGCUGCUUGGGACGAUCUACUUCGAGGCGAGUUUGUCGAUAUGACCGAGGCAGAAGCAGAACCAUACGACCAAGACCUCAACACCGAUCCCAAAUAUCACAACUACCACUUCGAACCAGACAUGUUCCACUCCCUACACUGUCUAAAUGCAGUCCGGAUGAAGCUUGACUCGGACUAUUACUCUCAGCACAUGGGCCACCACCAAAAGUUGGACGAGUUUAUUAGCCAGUCUCCCCAUUUCCCCGAUGACUGGAGUCGCAUUCAUAUGGAUCAUUGCCUCGAUCAACUCCGGCAGUCUAUUCAAUGCCAAGGGGAUCUAUCACCGGUUCCUCUUUACUUCUUUGGUGGGGAACGUGUCGGCCUGGGUGUUGGGCAGGCUCAUACUUGCCGCAAAUGGGAGCCUAUGAGGGAAUGGAUGGAUGUUCGCAAGGAGCGUGAUGAGAAGAGUGGAAAUACGCAGGAGCAUUCUCAUGAGGAUGUGCAUUUAUAA
Messenger RNA from Penicillium nucicola, 882 nucleotides. Its product is annotated as oxidase ustYa family protein. Gene Ontology annotation, biological process: mycotoxin biosynthetic process. NCBI's taxonomy places the organism in Eukaryota, Fungi, Ascomycota, Eurotiomycetes, Eurotiales, Aspergillaceae. The transcript has 3 exons. The record is from RefSeq and is a predicted model, not a curated record. The coding region runs from base 1 to 882 and encodes 293 amino acids.